Molecule: messenger RNA, 1245 nt
Organism: Lasiosphaeria miniovina
Lineage: Eukaryota; Fungi; Ascomycota; Sordariomycetes; Sordariales; Lasiosphaeriaceae
Exons: 5
Coding region: 1-1245 (414 amino acids)
Source: RefSeq, a predicted model, not a curated record
AUGGCCGCCCCCGCAACCGAUCUCUCUGGAGGGCCGGUCCUUCUCUCCUUCUCCCUGGCCACGUCCAGCUUCGCCUUCUCCACCACGUUUGUCCGUUUCUGCGUCCGCUCGGGCAUCAACAAGCACAUCGGCUAUGACGAUUACGUGAGCGCCGCUGCCACGGUGGUGGCAUUGAUAGGGACGAUAUUCGGCAUAAUCGAAGGUACCACACAGGAUGGAGCGCGCGCCGUCGAGUUCGAUGUCCUGGGGCAGCCGUGGUACCUCAUGAGCGUCACGUUAAGCAAGAUCUCUAUCUGCCUGCUCUUCAUCAGUCUCCUCGGAAAGGCCCGCCAGUGGAGGAUAUUGCUGGGCGUCCUCAUCUUUCUCCUCGCCGCCGUCAACCUCAGCUUCUCCCUGACGGUCAACCUCCAGUGCCGUCCGCUGGAGAAGCUGUGGAACCCGUCUGCGCUCGGCGAAUGCUGGAACCCCAGCGUGCAACUCAACUUUGGGUUCUUCCAAGGAGCAUUUUCCGUCUUUACUUGGUUCUUCCUCGCCCUGUUCCCCGUCCUUAUUGUGCGGGAUCUCAGGAUCGACGGCGACAUGAAGUGGCCGUUCUACGUAUCCUUCACUCUCAGCCUCAUGUCUGGCAUUUUCGCCACUGUCAAGACCGCCGAGAGCGCUCAGCUCAGCGGCGUGACCGUUUACACGUCCCACAACUUUAUCGCCAGCCUAAUGGCUAACCUCGAGCAAAACCUCGGCCUCAUGGCCGCCAACGUCCUAACUCUCGGACCGCUCUUCUCCGCGCACGCACGCCACCUCCCCGGGAGCAGCAGCAGCAACGACCCCAGCCGCGCCGGGAGCACACGGUCCCUCUCGCGGGCCAGCUCGUACCGCACGGCGUCGCGCGGCACCGGCUCGAAGCGCUCGUCCAUCAUCGACCUCAAGCGCACGACGCACCUGAUCAUCGAGGGCCCGCGGCUCGACAAGGGGGCCAGCAGCGACGACGAGUACGACCUCGGCGACGGCCGCCGUGGCAGCAUCGACGAGCUCGACGUCGAGGCCUGGCCGCGCGGCAUCAUCAAGACGGUCAGCGUUGAGGUCUUUGAGGAGCCCAACCCCGACCACGUGCCCGCCGGCCCCGGCCCGCAACGUCCACCCACAGCUGCUGCCCGGUCAGGCGUCGCCAGCGCCGACCGCGUUAGCGACGCGAGCGGCAUCGAGCAGGACUGGGAGGCCAUGCUCCGUAACGGCCCGCCGGGGCGGUGA